GCGCCCUCGGCUUCUCAGCGGAGAUUGCCGAGCGGAGCCGAGCGGAGCCGGGAAGCGUGUGCUUUGCAGGCAGCCCGGGCGCGGCAGGGAAUCGCUUCAAUCAAUAUAUCGAUAGAUUAUCAAUCGAUCGAGAGGUGUUCGGCGUGCAGGGGAUGAAGGCUCCGGCAUUGCGCUGCCUCGUCGUGGCGCUGUUUGCGUGCUGCGAUGCGCUGGGCAGAGUCCCGUUAAUGAAGACUCGCACUCUGCGGCGCUCUCUGGUGGACAGCGGUCUGACGGUCCAGGAGCUGCAAGCCCGGGGUGAAGAGGGGGUCCCCGAACUGAGAAGCGCGGGGAGCCCCGACCCGCUCCCGGAACGCCUCACCAACUUCAUGGACGCUCAGUAUUUCGGUCUCAUUGGAAUCGGAUCCCCUCCUCAGAAUUUCAGCGUUGUGUUUGACACCGGAUCAUCGAAUCUCUGGGUUCCCUCGAUAAAAUGUUCCUUCCUGAACCUCGCCUGCUGGGUGCACCAUCGCUAUGAUUCGAGGGAGUCCAGCUCCUAUGUGAAGAAUGGUACUGAGUUCUCAAUCCAGUACGGGAGAGGCAGUCUGUCCGGCUUCCUGAGUCGGGACACCGUGACUAUCGCUGGUUUGUCGGUUUCCUCUCAGCUCUUCUCCGAAGCUGUGAAGGAGCCGGGAAUCACGUUCCUGUUCGCUCGCUUCGACGGGAUCCUGGGACUGGGGUACCCCUCCAUCUCCGUGCAGGGGGCGCCCCCCGUCUUCGACACUGCCAUGAGCCAGAAACUGUUACCCCAAAACAUCUUCUCAUUCUACCUGAACAGGGACUCUGCAGCUGAGGUGGGGGGGGAGCUGCUGUUGGGCGGAGUCGACCCGAAGCAUCACAGAGGGGAGCUGCACUAUAUUAAUGUGACCCGCAAGGCAUACUGGCAGAUCAAGAUGGAUGGGGUUGCUGUGGGUACCCAGCUCUCUCUGUGCAAGGGCGGUUGCCAGGCGAUAGUGGAUUCCGGAACUUCCCUGAUCACAGGCCCCGCCAAGGAGAUACGAGCCUUGCAGAAGGCGAUUGGAGCCACGCCCCUUUUCAUGGGAGAGUACCUGAUUGACUGCAAGAAGAUCCCGUCUCUUCCUGUGGUGAGCCUCACUCUGGGAGGGAAGCAGUUCAACCUGACUGGAGAGGAUUACGUGCUGAAGGAAUCUCAGGCCGGAAUCUCAAUCUGCCUCAGCGGCUUUCUGGGAUUGGACAUCCCUCCCCCCGCGGGGCCGCUGUGGAUUCUGGGAGACGUUUUCAUUGGCCGCUAUUACAGCGUGUUUGACCGAGAGAGAGAUCGAAUCGGAUUCGCCCCGGCAGUGUAACGGACCGAGCCACCAUCUUUAAAACCCAUUCUCUCCCCUCUUAUUAGCUUUAUUAACAGGAUCACCGGCCCCUCCCUUUAAAGGAGCG
Molecule: messenger RNA, 1434 nt
Organism: Polyodon spathula (Mississippi paddlefish)
Lineage: Eukaryota; Metazoa; Chordata; Actinopteri; Acipenseriformes; Polyodontidae
Gene: napsa
Product: napsin A aspartic peptidase
Exons: 9
Coding region: 153-1346 (397 amino acids)
Biological process (GO): proteolysis
Cellular component (GO): lysosome
Molecular function (GO): aspartic-type endopeptidase activity
Source: RefSeq, a predicted model, not a curated record